AUGCAAGCGCUUGGUGCACUUCGAAAUCUGCCUUCGGAACUUCUAUAUCAUCUCUGGACACUCUUCUUGUUUACAAAAUCGGACAUAAAGACCACCGUUAUCCCUAUUACAUCACUCGCUGUUGCGUCAGCACCGCUUGCUACAACUAGACAUCUUCCUCAUGUUGUCUUUUGGAUUUGGUUCCAUGUUCUCCAGUUCGACGUUUCAAAUCAGACGCUCAAGCCAGAGGAAGAUGAAUUUAAUAAACGCGAUCGCCCUCUACCCGCCAAGCGGAUUAUGUGGAAGAAUGCCCUGAGGCUGCGCUGGGCGCUUGUUCCUGCAUGUUGGACACUUUCGGCAUGUUACAGUCUGGAGACUGUGUACGCUAGCAUCGCAUUGUGCUUGCUCACAUUUAUCUACGAUGAAAUGGGAUUCGCUGCUGGCCAUUGGCUCGGCCGGAACUUUGUCAAUGCACUCGGUUUUAUGUCUUUCGAGGUGGGGGCAUGCCUCGUUGCAGGCGGGAAUCGGCAUAGAAUGGAUAAUAUCAGCGUGCUUUCCGUACUCUGUAGUGCAGGGAUUUUCGCGACGACCAUUCAGGCCCAAGACUUCAAAGAUACGGAGGGCGACCGACUCGUUGGACGUAAAACACUCCCGAUUGUUGCUCCCACAGUUGCACGCCCAACCCUCCUUGCGGCCCUGCUCAUUUGGACGGGUGCGCUUAGUAUGAUAUGGAAACUUGCGCCAAUGCCCGCAAUACUAUUCCAUAUCUUGGCUGUAGCCGUGGGAGUGCGAUUCAUUGUAUUGAACAGCAUCAAGGCCGAUCAGAGAAGUUUUUAUCUUUAUAAUGUUGGUGGUAUUAACUUUAGUGUCUCUGAGGAUUAG
Fomitiporia mediterranea MF3/22 is the source of this 861-nucleotide messenger RNA. RefSeq lists its product as uncharacterized. The coding region runs from base 1 to 861 and encodes 286 amino acids. Gene Ontology annotation, molecular function: transferase activity, transferring alkyl or aryl (other than methyl) groups. Gene Ontology annotation, cellular component: membrane. NCBI's taxonomy places the organism in Eukaryota, Fungi, Basidiomycota, Agaricomycetes, Hymenochaetales, Hymenochaetaceae. The transcript is spliced from 3 exons. The record is from RefSeq and is a predicted model, not a curated record.